This is a messenger RNA of Opisthorchis viverrini, 2583 nucleotides long. RefSeq lists its product as hypothetical. The record is from RefSeq and is a predicted model, not a curated record. Lineage: Eukaryota; Metazoa; Platyhelminthes; Trematoda; Opisthorchiida; Opisthorchiidae. Gene Ontology annotation, molecular function: protein binding; protein-macromolecule adaptor activity. The transcript is spliced from 11 exons. Gene Ontology annotation, biological process: proteasome-mediated ubiquitin-dependent protein catabolic process. Gene Ontology annotation, cellular component: nucleus. Bases 1 to 2583 code for a protein of 860 amino acids.
AUGCAACUUGUAAGAAAUUCGGCUUUCGUCUUUUUACUGCACAUAGCUAAGCGGAUACCUGGAAUUGGUGUGGAAUACUUUGAAUGCCGUGCUUCCCAAGCUUAUCGCUUACACUCCAUGCUGGACAUAGUAGGUUGCUGUAUACUCUCAUUUAUUUCACACAACAGAAUUCUCCUCCCUUUGCCUGUGAUUUCUCUCCAAGUUAGUAUUUCGCUGCACCCUAAUUUCUUAGCGUUUUCUGAUCUCAUCCUUAUUGCACAAGAAGACGGCCUAGUCCACUUAUACAAUACCUCACUAGAAGGAGCCGUUGCCUUCGUUCAAGAUUAUGAGGCUCAUGCAAACGCGGUAUUCGAUGUGAAAUGGCUCCCUUCUGGUAACGCCUUCCUUACGGCUAGUGGCGACCAAUCCAUUCGAUUGAUCGAUGCUGAACGGGGCAUUGUUCAACAGCAGUUUUUCGGCCACACAAUGUCUGUAAGGAGUCUGGCACUUAUGCCUAGUGAUAUAAGCAUACCUGGCACUCCAAGCAUUGGCUUGAUUCCACAGUGUCAUUUGCCCAAUUGGUCAGGAACUACGGAAUCAUAUAGCCCAACUUCACGACGUCCUCGCACACCGUCUCGACGAGCUUCUUGUGACGCACAGAGUGUAACUUCAGUCGUUUUUAUGAGUGAUAACACUUUACUGUCUGCUGGAUCUACAGACGGUUCCAUCAAAAUGUGGGAUCUCCGACGAGUGUUCUCUACCAACAGUGGUAAAAAGAAGGUCAAGCCUAAGUUCGUUUUUCCGUACCGGGGGAUUUCACAAAAGCGAAGUGGUUAUUCGGACUUGCGACUGGAUUCUCUUCGAACUCGUCUCUACGCAAACUGUCUGGAUAACGUAGUGUACGAAUACGACCUCACAAGACAGUCAACAAGUCCAGCAUUUGUCUACACCGGUCACCAGACGGACUCCUUUUACAUCAAGUUAGACCUAAGCCCGGACGACGGCUACCUCAUUUGCGGUAGUUCAGACCGCCGAGCACAUAUCUACGCGGUUGGCCAACGUCGUCAGUGUCCAAUCAUGCUCUCAGGCCAUAAUGGAGAAGUGAGCAUACCACGCUGGUGUCCAGGUGAUCCGACUCGAAUUGUCACGCUUUCCGAUGACUCCAGGGCGUUUGUUUGGAACAUGUUCCCAGCUCGUCGUUGUUUACUUCCGGAACCUGGUGAAGUAUCUGGGCUUGCCGAACGCCCAUCUCCUUCCAAAAUUAUGAUGAGUCCGAGCGAACAAACCAAACGCGUUCUCCGUUCUCCCCGUUUAACCCCAAAUAACAAGCCGACUGGUUCUGUGAUCACGCGUCCCGAACUCACAGGCUCACCCUCUUUGGCCGCAUCCAGACGGAGGCAGUCGAACAUUCGCUGUUUUUUGGAAACAAUUUCACCAAAAAAUCCCCAAUCCAUUGCAAGCACACAUCGCAUUUCACCGUCACAACCCAUCGGGUUUACACGCCUGCGCAACACAAAUUCCUUGACCGAAACUUUAGGUGGCGUGGUACAGCGUUUCCCGGGUAUUUCUUCAGGAUCCCAGGCUAAUGUUACGGUCAGUACUCCACCUUCUGGUUGCCACGCCGCUAGUCCCGCGGCCAAGAGUCCGUCAACACCGAGCGUAGUAAGAUCACGCCGAAUACCCAGUUCCGAUCACGAAAAUUCCGAUGAUUCAGAUAUUGAAAAUUUAAGCCCAAACUCUUCAAGACAUCGAAUGGUUUACAUCGGUCUACCUUUCGACCAGGCAGACAGUCCAGCUCUCACAAAAUCUCCAAUCAUCUGCUGUAAUACUGACUUACCUUCAUUGACUCCAGAAACACCUCCUGCCUCACGAAGAUCUCGAACCCCACUGGUCCAACAACAGUCUCUGUUUCACACACCUCAACAACGUGUAAGACUUUACCAGUAUUGGGCACACCAUUCUAUGCCUGUCUUGAGUCGUUUUUCAACUGAUACUUUAUCGUAUUCUUCUUUCAAUCAGGUCAUUGAUGAACGCUCCCCACGAUACUCACGAAAACGGCAAGGGCCCGAUAGGUAUCCGGAUACUUCGCCAACUAGUACCAGCUCACGAUUCACUGUCAGUCUACCAACCAGUAUACCAAUUGAAAAACGUCGCAGACUAACAGCUUUUACGAAAACCGAACACCCGUCGUCCCCAUCACAACCCGAUUAUGCUGCACCCUUGACUCCUACUUCCUGCAAGUGGAUGCAUCGGUCACAUUUUCACCCACCGACAGACUUUGGAACAGCGACACCCUUCCAGUGUCCAAUAACGGUCCUCUUCGACCUGAAAGCUGCCUUUGACACUGUGAACCGUCAGACACUAUGGCAGUGUGUGCAGAGGAAAGAUAUCCCCCAUAGAUUCCUAACCCUCCUAAUGACACUGUACGCCAAAUCCCGCGGACCUGUGAAGGUCUACGGGAAGCUGUCGCAUGAAAGCAUUGCCGAUCCGGUGUUCCUACCAGAUUCGGGCAAUGCUCCGAAGACAUCGAUGGUCAAAGCACCGGUGUCAUGCAGACCUUUCCUUGAAGGCGAACAGCACCAACAGCACUCAUAUUCCUUGUAG